GGCUGGAGCCGGGGAGGAGCCGGGAAGGGAGGCCCCGGCCCAGAGCGCAGCCAGCGGCCGCAGGGGCAGCAAGCAGGGCAGGGCGGUCGGGGCUCAUGGGCGAGAGCGCUCUGCAGCCGGGGCCUGGGCCCGCCGCGCCCGCGGGGGGCCCGGUGCACGCCGUGACGGUGGUGACGCUGCUGGAGAAGCUGGCCACCAUGCUGGAGGCCCUGCGGGAACGGCAGGGGGGCCUGGCCCGGAGGCAGGGCGGCCUGGCGGGCUCGGUGCGCCGCAUCCAGAGCGGCCUGGGCGCGCUGAGCCGCAGCCACGACACGACGAGCGACGCGCUGGCGCAGCUGCUGGCCAAGGCGGAGCGCGUGGGCUCGCACGCGGAUGCCGCCCAGGAGCGCGCCGUGCGCCGCGCCGCCCAGGUGCAGCGGCUGGAGGCCAACCACGGGCUGCUGGUGGCGCGCGGGAAGCUCCACGUUCUGCUCUUCAAGGACGAGGCUGAAAUCCCAGCCAGCGCCUUCCACAAGGGGCCCGAGCCCUUGGGCGCCGCGGACCGGCCGGAGCCCGCCCCAGAGCAGCCGGAGGCCGCGGCCGGGGAGAGCUCAGACGAGGAGCCGGUGGAGUCCCGGGCCCGGCGGCUGCGGCGCACCGGGUUGCAGAAGGUACAGAGCCUGCGAAGGGCCUUGUCCGGCCGCAAAGGCCCGGCCUCGCCGACACCCACGCCGGUCAAGCCGCCCCGCCUUGGGCCCGGCCGGAGCGCUGACGGGCCGCCCGCGGAAGCCGGGCCUGCGCUGGAGCCCAAGCCGGAGUCAGAACCGCCACAGGACAUCGAGGAAGAUCCUGGGAGACCUGGGGCUGCCGAAGAAGCCGCCGUGCUUCAAAUAGAGAGUGCGGCCUGAUGGCUGGUGCUGUCCGCCUCUCCUGUGCCUGUCUAUGCCUAAUCCCAAAAGAAAUCUCCCUCUCAGAAUGCAGCAUUCACGCCCAAAUAAGGAGUCAAUCCUGCAUCCACAGCCCAACUCUGGCCUGCCUUUCCCAGUUCCUUCAGGCCGGCCUGUGUCCUCUGAAAGAGGAGCACCACUCACACCUGCUUGCAGUCACCGUCAAUAAAAGUAAUGUCACCUAAUCCAGACUCCAUGUGAAGGGGGCGGGAGGAAAAGGCUCCCCGGGCAUAAGAUAAAUGUUGGAGCCUGCAGUGUGGCUCAAUUUUGAAAAGAUUAUUGCGUCAUUUCUCAGGUUCCCAAUGAAUCUUGGUCUCUGGUUAGUGGUACAUAGAAAUCACCUGUUGGCCUCUUGCUUCUUGAGUUCUAGUGGAGAAGCAUCCACUAUAGUCUCUUGCCGUAGGUGCUCAAUAAAUGUCAACAAGUGAUUUUCCUCUUAGUUGCUCUUUCCUCUUACACCUCUUAAAAGUUGGAUUUUCUUUUGUUCUCAGCCCUCUUCUCAUUCUGGAUAUUCUGUGAAAAUUUAUUCCAGGUAUUUACCACCAAUCACACACGCCCUAAAAUCACUGUACUGAGCUGCAGUUGAAAUGUACUUCAACUCAAUCUGUCCGAAGCAAGCAAUCUACCUUUUAAUUAAGUCCAAUUUCAAUUUUUCAGAUAUUUAUUGAGCACUUAACGGUAUAUCAUUAAAAAUUGCUCCUCCU
This is a messenger RNA of Canis lupus familiaris (dog), 1630 nucleotides long. It is a transcript of the gene CAVIN3, whose product is annotated as caveolae associated protein 3. The record is from RefSeq and is a predicted model, not a curated record. Bases 96 to 887 code for a protein of 263 amino acids. The transcript is spliced from 2 exons. Gene Ontology annotation, cellular component: cytoplasm; caveola. Gene Ontology annotation, molecular function: protein kinase C binding. NCBI's taxonomy places the organism in Eukaryota, Metazoa, Chordata, Mammalia, Carnivora, Canidae.